Loxodonta africana (African savanna elephant) is the source of this 981-nucleotide messenger RNA. RefSeq names its product 6-phosphogluconolactonase (gene PGLS). The transcript is spliced from 5 exons. Gene Ontology annotation, molecular function: 6-phosphogluconolactonase activity. Gene Ontology annotation, biological process: carbohydrate metabolic process; pentose-phosphate shunt. NCBI's taxonomy places the organism in Eukaryota, Metazoa, Chordata, Mammalia, Proboscidea, Elephantidae. The coding region runs from base 1 to 777 and encodes 258 amino acids. The record is from RefSeq and is a predicted model, not a curated record.
AUGGCCGCGCCAGCCCCGGGCUUCAUUUCAGUCUUCUCGAGCCCGCAGGAGCUAGGCGCUUCGCUGGCGCAGCUGGUGGCUCAGCGGGCAGAGUCCUGUCUGGCGGGAGCCCGCGCCCGCUUCGCGCUCGGCCUGUCAGGCGGCAGCCUUGUCUCGAUGCUGGCCCGCGAGCUGCCCGCCGCUGCUGCCCCCGCCGGGCCCGCCAGCCUCGCGCGCUGGACGCUGGGUUUCUGCGACGAGCGCCUCGUGCCCUUCGAUCACGCCGAGAGCACGUACGGCCUCUACCGGGCCCAGCUGCUGUCCAGGCUGCCUAUCCCAGAAGGCCAGGUGAUCACCAUUAAUCCCUUGCUGCCCGUGGAGGAGGCAGCCGAGGACUAUGCCAAGAAGCUGAGAGAGGCCUUCCAAGGAGACUCCAUCCCAGUCUUCGACCUGCUCAUCCUGGGGAUUGGGCCUGAUGGCCACACAUGCUCACUCUUCCCAGACCACCCACUCCUGCAGGAGAAGGAGAAGAUUGUGGCUCCCAUCAGCGACUCCCCAAAGCCACCACCUCAGCGAGUGACCCUCACACUUCCUGUGCUGAACGCAGCCCGAACUGUCAUCUUUGUGGCAACUGGAGAAGGCAAGGCAGCUGUUCUGAAGCGCAUCCUGGAAGACCACGAGGAGAGCCCGCUCCCCGCCGCUCUGGUGCAGCCGCACACGGGGAAGCUGUGCUGGUUCCUGGACGAGGCGGCCGCCCGCCUCCUGACUGUGCCCUUCGAGAAGCACUCCACAUUGUAGCCCACUGGGCAGACACCACAGUUGGGACCACAUGUACCUGAGUGGCAGGGGCCUUCCAGAGCUGGGCGCCACUCGCCACCAUGCUCCUGAGUGUGUUUGAGCAAAGCCACGUGGCACUUCCAGAAGCCAUGAGGGCUCGGUUGUGGCUUAACUCAUGGGCCAUGACUUUGAGCAAACUGGAUAUUAAAAGAAACAUUGGUCGGA